AUGGCGACGGCCGCGAACGACGUCGAGCUGCACCGGGCUCCCGAGCCCGAGGGCGGCGCUCUGCAGACGGCCAAGGAUCUCUUCUCCGGCGCCGCGGGCGGCAUCACGCAGGUCCUCGUCGGGCAGCCCUUCGACAUCGUCAAGGUCCGCCUCCAGACGUCGACGGCGCACACGUCGGCCCUCGAGGCGGCGACGGCCAUCUACAGGAACGAGGGCCCGCUCGCCUUCUACAAGGGCACGCUGACGCCGCUCGUCGGCAUCGGCGCCUGCGUGUCGAUCCAGUUCGGCGCCUUCCACCAGGCGCGCCGCCACCUCGAGGCGCGCAACGCCGGCCGCCCGCUGUCGUACGCCCAGUACUACGCCGCCGGCGCCUUGGCCGGCCUCGCCAACGCGCCCCUCUCCGGCCCCAUCGAGCACGUACGCAUCCGCCUGCAGACGCAGCCCCACGGCGCCGCCCGCCUCUACGCCGGGCCCCUCGACUGCGUCCGCGCCCUGGCCGCCCACGCCGGCGUCCUGCGCGGCCUCUACCGCGGCCAGGCCGUCACCCUGCUGCGCGAGGCCCAGGCCUACGGCAUGUGGUUCCUGUCCUUCGAGUACAUGAUGAACGCCGACGCCGCCCGCAACGCCGUCGCCCGCAAGGACAUCCCCAGCUGGAAGGUCGCCCUCUACGGCGGCCUCGCCGGCGAGGCCCUCUGGCUCGGCAGCUACCCGUUCGACGUUGUCAAGAGCAAGAUGCAGACCGACGGCUUUGGCCCCGCCCAGCGCUACGCCACCAUGCGCGACUGCUUCGCCCAGACGUACCGCGCCGAGGGCCUGCGCGGCUUCUGGAAGGGCAUCGCCCCCACCCUGCUGAGGGCCAUGCCUGUGAGCGCCGCGACCUUUGCGACGGUCGAGCUGACGAUGCGCCUCAUCAACUAG
Verticillium dahliae VdLs.17 is the source of this 918-nucleotide messenger RNA. RefSeq names its product carrier protein YMC1. Bases 1 to 918 code for a protein of 305 amino acids. Gene Ontology annotation, biological process: mitochondrial L-ornithine transmembrane transport. The record is from RefSeq and is a predicted model, not a curated record. Lineage: Eukaryota; Fungi; Ascomycota; Sordariomycetes; Glomerellales; Plectosphaerellaceae. The transcript has a single exon. Gene Ontology annotation, molecular function: L-ornithine transmembrane transporter activity.